Molecule: messenger RNA, 588 nt
Organism: Paralichthys olivaceus (Japanese flounder)
Lineage: Eukaryota; Metazoa; Chordata; Actinopteri; Pleuronectiformes; Paralichthyidae
Source: RefSeq, a predicted model, not a curated record
AACAUGUGACGUCUAACGCCAGCGAUAGUGAGAGUAGCUACCGUGGACAGGAGGAGUACGUGUUGUCAUAUGAACCCGUCGUUCAACAGGAAGUGAGCUACACUCGUCCCGUCAUCAUCCUCGGCCCCAUGAAGGAUCGGAUCAACGACGACCUCAUCUCAGAGUUCCCAGACAAAUUUGGAUCCUGCGUCCCGCAUACGACUCGGCCGAAGCGGGACUACGAGGUGGACGGCAGAGAUUAUCACUUCAUGGUGUCCAGGGAGCAGAUGGAGAAAGACAUCCAGGACCACAAGUUCAUCGAGGCGGGACAGUACAACAACCACCUGUACGGAACCAGCGUGCAGUCGGUGCGAGAGGUGUCGGAGAAGGGUAAACACUGUAUCCUGGACGUGUCGGGGAACGCCAUCAAGAGACUCCAGCUCGCUCAGCUUCACCCCAUCGCCAUCUUCAUCAAACCCAAAUCAGUGGAGAACAUCAUGGAGAUGAACAAGCGACUGACGGAGGAGCAGGGACGCAAAACCUUCGACAGAGCCACCAAGCUGGAGCAGGAGUUCACCGAGCAUUUCACAGGUGAGGCGGCGCCCCCCU